ACUGUUGAGCAAGAUCGCGAUGGCGCUGCUGCCACAGUGAAAGCUGCGCAUUAGGAUUCUCGGUCUUGGUGGAGUCGACCGGAAAACCUCGGAAAUGUCGGCCUCAUCCCCGGGAGAAGAAGUGUCCUGGAGGAGAUUACGGAGGUUCUUGUUCAUGGGGAGCGAGAGCAAUCGUUAUCUUCGCAGCAAGCGACACCCUUGCAUCGACAACGCAUUCACCAUCAAGGAACUUAUACACAGGGGUCGAGGAUUGGAUGUUGUUGUUCUCAUUCUGCGAUACUCCACGGAAAAAAUCUCAAUAUGUCCAGAAGCACUCGCGUUCUCGCUGGCAGUCUGCGCUCAAUCCACAGAUAUCGCAACGAAGAGCGCUGCAUACGGUGCUCUGAAACAAGUGUGCAAUACGGCCGCGACGUUAUUUGCCUUCACGAAGUACAUGGAAGACACCCAGCGUCCCCUGACCACGGGCUGGGGACGGGCACAUCGAUCCUCGGUGAAGAAGUGGUAUCUGAGUCACAACACGAGAGAGCUCGCAGAAAUGGUCACCAAAACGGUCUCUCGGUACAGAUGGUCUCACCGCGACGUACUCAGAUUGGCUCACGUGAAACCACCCUCCUUAGGAGUUUCGUGCGUUUUUCGCUACGUCUCCAGAGGAUUUCACGAUGCGAAAGAAAAAUACGGCACCUGUGACGACCUCGAGGUGAAAGACACUCUGACGUAUCUUCAGGCUGUCUACGAUUUGAAACAAGCGCCGACCGCAGCGCAAGCAGCUAAAGUCAUGAAGAACAAUCCCUUGGCUGUCGAGCACAUUCCCACGCGAUAUCUGCAUGCCCGGGACGUGUGGUUGGCGUGCAUGUCGAGAGCGCCUAUCGAAUCUAUUCUGGAGUGGCUUCCCCAUCUCGCCCACAGCAACCUACUCAGACCAAGUCUUGGAUUGUUGCGGAUCAUCAUGCAGAGGAUAAGUUGUGACUCGGUUAUGACGAAUUGUCCUUGGGACCCAUGCGCCACCUAUGUCCUCAUGAGAACCAUCUGUUCCACGUCGAUACAUUCGACUCUCCCCCCGACACCGGAAGUGCCACCGACGGCGCGACAGCUCCAAGAAAUUUUGUACAAUUUGCACAUGGCAUCCUUCAAGCAAAUGCGGCCAACACUCAAGAACUACCUGAUAGUGACAGACGUGAGUAAUGGGAUGUGGCACAGUGGUUCUGCGGCUCACCCAGUGACGGCGAUCGAAGCGUCGAUAUUGCUCGCCAUGUCGUUAUGCCGACAGGAAGGUCUUGUUGGGGGCAGAGUGCAGGCCCUGGCCUUCGGUCGGGCGGGUCUGCACGAUUUGGAGAUCAAUCAGAAGAUGACGAUGGCAGAUCUUCUCGAGCGAUGCGAAGAAGUGGAUCCUGGUACAGCUAGUCUUUGUCUGCCUCUGAGAUGGGCCUCUCAACGGAACAACGAAUUCGACGUGAUCAUUGUUUGCACAGAUCGUCAAUGCAAUACUGUUGAUACCGUUCACCCUGCAGAGGCCCUUAAAGACUACCGUCGGAUUUGCAAUGUAAACGAUGCCAAAUAUGUGACGUGCGCCUGGUUUUCGAGAGGUUUUGCCGUCGCGCCACCUGACGAAGCAGGAAUGUUGGACGUGUGCUGUUUCGACGAAAACAUAAUCAAGAUCAUUGUCAAUUUCGCUUUGGACAACAUCUAGACUACUUAUGUAAA
Molecule: messenger RNA, 1701 nt
Organism: Galendromus occidentalis (western predatory mite)
Lineage: Eukaryota; Metazoa; Arthropoda; Arachnida; Mesostigmata; Phytoseiidae
Product: 60 kDa SS-A/Ro ribonucleoprotein
Exons: 9
Coding region: 95-1687 (530 amino acids)
Cellular component (GO): ribonucleoprotein complex
Molecular function (GO): RNA binding
Source: RefSeq, a predicted model, not a curated record